Sphenostylis stenocarpa is the source of this 612-nucleotide messenger RNA. Lineage: Eukaryota; Viridiplantae; Streptophyta; Magnoliopsida; Fabales; Fabaceae. The record is from the annotation of a GenBank genome assembly.
AUGUCAAUACCCUCCUAUCCAAUGCCUCAAUAUCGUCCACAAAACAUAGAGGAGGAGAAGCUUCGAUCCUUCUGGGAGAAGCAGUUGUUGGAUAUUCAAGUUGCCGAAGCAUUUAAGAGCCAGCACAAGUUGCCGCUAGCUCGAAUCAGAAGGAUCAUGAAAACAGAAGGAGAUGUGCAGAUGGUCAGUGCUGAAACUCCCAUGCUGAUGUCAAAAGCGUGUGAGAUUUUCAUCCAGGAGCUCACUUUUCGUGCCUGGAUGCGUGCUGAAGAGAGCAACAAGAGUACUGUGCAGCCUUGUGACGUUGCCAAGGUUAUUAUGCAGAAUGAUGCCAUGCAUUUCCUCACUGGUAUUGUUCCAUAUAACCUCCAACAUUUCUGUGCUUAUGGUGCUGAGCCGGAAGAGAAUGCUGCUGGAAACAUUGCAGAAAGACGGUCAAGCCAAACUGCCCUUCCUGAAACACCUGGUUUUAUAGGAAAUCCUAUGAAUGUGAUGGAUAUGGGCAGGGACUUGGAGGCAGGAAACCAACUGCUUAUUCAACCUAACAACGUGAUGCAGUCUCCCUUUGUUAUUCCUUCAGAUCAAUUGCCUUACAAUUUUCAUAUCAAGUGA